AUUAUGGCAGACUCUCAGCUUGCUAGCUUGGAGGCCUUCCUCCUGGGCUAUCCCAGCAUUAAGUACACAUCACCCUCGUCGCCUGAGUUCUCCACUGUGUGUAAGGUAUGGAAUCUGGCUCGUCCAGACACUCCACUUGCCGUCGUCCAUCCUCAAAACGCAGAGGAUGUGAGGGUACUGGUGCAAUUCGUCAAGUCCCAGAGGAUCCAAUUCACCAUCCGGGUAGGCGGCCAUAAUAUGGAAGGCCGGGCUCUCGUGGAUGGUGCCCUCGUAAUCGAUCUUCGGGCGCUUACCGGGGUCCAGAUAGCCGAAGAUCGCCAAUCGGCUACAGUAGAGGGAGGAAUCCUUCAGGGAGAGCUCGGCACAAAGCUGUGGGGCGAAGGACUCGCCACACCCACUGGGUCAAUCCCGUGCGUUGGCUAUGUUGGGUGGGCCAUGUACGGAGGAUAUGGACCCUUCUCGUCACACUGGGGACUCGGGGUCGAUCAGAUUCUUGGUGCGACGAUUGUGAAUCAUGAUGGGGAGAUUAUCCAGGCGGAUGAGAAGCUCCUGAAGGGCAUUCGUGGGGCGGGAGGUGUGUUCGGUGUUAUUGUUGAUCUGACUAUUAAAGUGUAUCCGCUCAAGAGUUUUCUGGCCGGUGCGAUUCUCUUUGAUUCCCAGGAUAUCAGCAAAGUUUUUACCAAUUUUAACACUGGAUACCAAAAGCUACUGCGCAACGGCAUCCCUAAGCAGCUCACCAUCCAACAAGCAGUAUUCAACGCGCCUCCUGGACGCGUCUUCGCUGUUCUUGUCGCCUGGAGCGGCGAUGACAUCGAAGAGGGCAAGCACUGGAGCAACCAGAUCGCAAGCCUGGCACCAGUGUUCAUGAGCACAGUCGGGGAGACUACAAUCCCCGAAUGGUUCACCGGAAAUACAGCCAUGGUCCCGUCAAGUGUAUAUGGAUCCAGUCGCACACUGAAUCUGUACAGCGUCACACCUGAAGUCGCCGAGGCAAUCGGACGCAGUCUAACCACGCUACCGACUGAUCCAGGCACCAUGGUCUCCAUGCAUCAGCUAAGAGGUCCCUCUGCGAAGCCGAAAGAUAACUCCGUCUUUGCUACCAGAGAGCCACACUACAUGCUCGAGAUCGUUGGGUUCGCAGUGGUGGAGGACCGUAAGGGGGAGGCCGAGCAAUGGGCAUGUGACAUUGAGGAGGCGAUCUUGAAGACCGACGGUGGGAAUAUCCUUCCCACUGCGUAUAUCUCUCUAUAUUCUGCUUCUGAGCGCGGGGUUGACCCGCUGAGUCAGUGCUAUGGCUCUCACGCCGAGGAAAUUCUUUCGUUGAAGAAGGAAUAUGACCCUGAGGGCUUCUUCCAUUGGACUGUACCUCAAUUAGAGUAACCGUUGCAAUGGGAUUCUUGCCCUGCAUGGUGAAAAAUGGCUGAUACAUUGCUGGGAAUGGUGAUGGUUGUUUCUUCAGAACAAUAAACCGAUACUAGGUUCGUACGAGUGGUAGCAGCUUUUAAUAGGGGCAAAUACGAAGGGCCGGCUGCGAUAAAAACUGCAUGGGAAAUUAGUGAAACCUUUUUUUUGUUGGGUUCCUUUUGAAAUGAUUGUCGGUUGAAUGCUCACUGCCAGCCCCCGAGUGUCCCCAGAAAAGCGGCAGCAUCCAGAGGAGGAAAGCUACAAUGACUCCAGAAAGAACAGGCGUGUAUACGUACAUUUAUAUCGUU
Aspergillus caelatus is the source of this 1712-nucleotide messenger RNA. RefSeq names its product FAD-binding oxidoreductase. The coding region runs from base 4 to 1380 and encodes 458 amino acids. Gene Ontology annotation, molecular function: FAD binding. The record is from RefSeq and is a predicted model, not a curated record. The transcript is spliced from 2 exons. NCBI's taxonomy places the organism in Eukaryota, Fungi, Ascomycota, Eurotiomycetes, Eurotiales, Aspergillaceae.